This is a messenger RNA of Chrysemys picta bellii (western painted turtle), 2625 nucleotides long. The record is from RefSeq and is a predicted model, not a curated record. Lineage: Eukaryota; Metazoa; Chordata; Testudines; Emydidae.
UCGGGGCUGGGCGCAGGGCCGUGUGGCUGCCUUGUGACUCUCGCGGCUAACCGGAUUAGUCUUGCUGCUGCUUCCUGGCGCUCUCUUGUCAAUUGCUGCCCCUGGAAGCCAGGCUUGGCUUGGCUGGGUUGUUCCCUGCCCCUGUCGUGGGCCAGCUGGGAUUCUGGCUACCGGGUCUUCCACCGGCUGGGUCCUGGUGCGAAGGCGGAUCUGCCCCAGCCAGAGAAAAUCAUCGGCGUCUUCAAGCCCAAGAACGAGGAGCCCUACGGGCAGCUGAACCCCAAGUGGACCAAGUGGCUGCAGAAGCUGUGCUGCCCGUGUUGCUUCGGGAGAGACUGCCUGGUGCUCAACCAGGGCUACCUGUCCGAGGCCGGCGCCAGCCUGGUGGACCAGAAACUGGAGCUCAACAUUGUUCCCCGCACCAAGGUGGUGUAUCUGGCCAGCGAGACUUUCAACUACAGUGCCAUUGACCGAGUGAAGUCCAGAGGGAAAAAGCUGGCCCUGGAGAAGGUGCCAAAAGUGGGGCAACGGUUCAACCGCAUCGGCCUGCCGCCAAAGGUGGGCUCCUUCCAGCUCUUUGUGGAAGGCUACAAGGAUGCAGAUUACUGGCUGCGCCGCUUUGAGGCCGAGCCGCUCCCCGAGAACACCAACCGGCAGCUGCUGCUGCAGUUCGAGAGGCUGGUGGUGCUGGACUACAUCAUCAGGAACACAGAUCGAGGCAACGAUAACUGGCUGAUCAAGUACGACUGCCCCCUGGACAGCAUGAGUGUGCGGGACUCCGAGUGGGUGGUGGUGAAGGAGCCCAUCAUCAAACUGGCUGCCAUAGACAACGGCUUGGCCUUCCCCCUGAAGCACCCCGACUCGUGGAGAGCAUACCCCUUCUACUGGGCAUGGCUGCCCCAGGCCAAAGUCCCCUUCUCACAGGAGAUCAAAGACCUGAUCCUCCCAAAGGUUUCCGACCCCAACUUCGUCAAAGACCUGGAGGAGGAUCUGUACGAACUCUUCAAGAAGGAUCCUGGCUUCGACCGGGGGCAGUUCCACAAGCAGAUCGCUGUCCUGAGGGGCCAGAUCCUGAACCUGACGCAGGCCCUGAAGGAUGGGAAGAGCCCCCUGCACCUGGUGCAGAUGCCGCCGGUGAUCGUGGAGACAGCGCGCUCCCACCAGCGCAGCGCCAGCGAGUCCUACACACAGAGCUUCCAGAGCCGCAAGCCCUUCUUCUCCUGGUGGUAGCUGGGCGCUGGGCCGCCUGGGGCUGGGGUGGCCUGCUGCCGCAGCCCCCGCAGCCAGGACUCUACUCUCCGGGAGAGGGUGGGUGUGUCUGGGGGAACCUCCAGCUGAACUCUGCCCGGGCAGAGCCGUGGAUUCCCCUUGCUGCGGGGCUUGGACGCAGCCUGGCAGAGCCAGCUCCAGCCGCAAACUGCCCCGCUCAAUGCAGCCGCUGAGCGAGUGGAGCCGGGGCCUGCCUCCUGGGGGCGGUUCUGAGCCGUCUGCUUCCUGCUGGGGCUGGGAUCUGCCCGGCAGCCUCGCCUCGCCCACCCCUCAGGAACCCCGGCUGCUCGCUGGCUGCAGGGCCAUAAAGGCAGUCAGUGUCAGCUCGACGCGGCCUUGCUGGGCUGCCCCCCCCUCCCCCAGUGGCUAUUUGGAGCUGGUGUCAAUGGAGAGGAGGCAUGUGCAUGAGUGAGGGGCUGGCGCAGGAGGCCCAAUGUAUGCCCAGGGCUGAGCUGUCAGAGGGCAGCAGGCCUGGGGUUCCCCAACCGUCUGCGCUAUGGAGUGUUUGUAGCUGCCUUUCCUGCAGGGGGGAGAGCUGGGGAGGGAGCCUGCGGAUGCCAGGGAGCUCUGGGCACCCUGGCACAGGAGCGAUGCAUGCUGGGACCUGGCCCCACUUCACAGGAAAGCUGAGGGCCCUGGUGUGGGAGCUGCUUGACCCCCUCCCUCACUGGGCACAGGGUGAUCUGUCCUGGUUUAGCUGGCUUGUCAUUGUUCCACCCUCUCCCCUCUAGGAGGGGCCCAUGUUCCCCUCUGCUCCUGCCCUUGCUGCUGGGCAGGCCCCCCUCCAGGGCCACUCACUCUCUCUGCUCCACAGGCCCUGGGUACACGUGUGGGCAGCCUGGCUUCACUUCUCAAGGGAGCCCUUCCCCGCCAGGGGAGAGCCCAGCCUGUCGGGGGCUGGUGCCUGCUGGGUGAGCUAUGGCUGAUGGGAAGGGGUCCCACUCCCUGCAUCUGUGCGGCUCCUGCGGCCGGGGCGGCUUGCCUCAUGGUCACGGCCUGGGGCAGUUCUAGGCAUCAUACAGCUAGUCCCAGGCUGGGGGCUGGGCUCCUUAGAGGCUCCAUGGGGCCUGCCCCAAGCCCCAUUGCGUGGUCUAGCACAGGGGCUUAGGCUGCGCUGUCCCCCUUGGGGCAGGAGGUUUGUGCAUGUUCCCCUCCAUGAACGGAAGUGGGCAGGGCUGGGCUAUAGGACUCGGGGCCGUGCGCUGGAGCUGGCCAGGGGCUUCAUGGCCUGUGGCUGCUGCUAGCGUGCCGGAGGCCAGAUUCCAUCUUUCUGGCUGCUGGACCCUGACCUGAAAUGUAUCGUUCUCAUGCACUGUAGAAAUGUAUGUAAUGUAUUUAAACCCAUGCACUAGCUGA